Messenger RNA from Talaromyces atroroseus, 1134 nucleotides. RefSeq lists its product as hypothetical. The transcript is spliced from 3 exons. The record is from RefSeq and is a predicted model, not a curated record. NCBI's taxonomy places the organism in Eukaryota, Fungi, Ascomycota, Eurotiomycetes, Eurotiales, Trichocomaceae. Bases 1 to 1134 code for a protein of 377 amino acids.
AUGUCUAGAGAAACUUUCCAAGCAGUUCCCGACGACGACCGCUUCUCUGGCUGGGACAUCCCCGUCGUCCCGGGUAAUAGCAAUAGCCUCGCUAUCUCAGCGUUUGCCCGCUUCGAGUUCGAGGCCGGCAAAGGGAAUGAGGGAACCAAGAUCCUGAUGGUGGAGUGGGAAGACGACGGGCGCAGCGCGUCGUCACCGGGCUCAUGGCAUGUUUUCUGGGAAGGCAAGACGGCGCUUCUGCCUGCCGAUGAGCAGACGAGCGAAAAAACGCGCCGCUUCUAUUUCAUGCUGCCUCCGGGUAUAACUGUCCCUCCCGUUGUGAGCCUGAGUUAUAUCCCACAACCUAAUUCGGCAUCAACUGUCAAGCCGCCGGACUCAACUAAGAUUAACCCUUUGCCUGCUAUUUUCCCACCCGAACUGGGCGUUACCGCGCGCACAGCUGGGAAGAAGGGUGUUCUGCAUACCAUUUGGGCAAAAAAAAGAUUGCAAUCCCUGGAGAAAGAAAUCCAGGAGGAGUCUUUGAAUAAUGUCGAAGGGAUAGCCCUGCAGAUGGCAAUCCAGGAGAAAGAAUGGAUUGAAGCAAAUUUCGGUGUCACGGUACCGUCAUCUGCCCUUGACGGCUCAUCGUCUUCGCCGGAUGCCUCAUCCCUAUCUUUGGCGCCUCUGACGCCCAUCUCGCCAACUGGGGGUAGCAAACUGGGCGAGAAGCUCAAAGGAUUAAAGCUGGAUACUAGUGAGAAGGAUCCAAAACAGUCAGCUGAAGACCACCGUCAGAAUGCCAUUGAGGCGCAUCUUCUUUCUCCCCAGUCUCCUGACGUAGCUGUCUCGUCUUUCAGCUCUUUCCAUAGUGUCACUAUGAAUAACUCGGAUGUCAAGCGUAUCGUGGCCCACGCGCCACCACCUUUCAUUCAACAGGCGCAGAGCAGCAGCAGCAGCAGCAAUGCUAGUCUUCUUGAACCUGUGGCGCAGCCUGCAAGCUCGGACUCUGAUGAUUUGUUUGCGAAGGCUCUGAGCCCGCGUUCGCCUGACUUGCCACGCAGUCCGUUUUCCUUCUCGUCAAGUGAGGUCCUCGCGGCCCAACGAAACCGAAACCCUUGUGAUUUUAGCCUGCCAUAUGCCAAUCCACGUCGAUAG